Messenger RNA from Drosophila eugracilis, 1395 nucleotides. It is a transcript of the gene Coprox, whose product is annotated as oxygen-dependent coproporphyrinogen-III oxidase. NCBI's taxonomy places the organism in Eukaryota, Metazoa, Arthropoda, Insecta, Diptera, Drosophilidae. Gene Ontology annotation, cellular component: cytoplasm; mitochondrial intermembrane space. Gene Ontology annotation, molecular function: coproporphyrinogen oxidase activity. The record is from RefSeq and is a predicted model, not a curated record.
CAACUAUAAAUGCCGGUGGUGAAAGAUAACAAACAGACUGCGUUUCUGGAAAGUACUUAAAUGAAGUUUAAAAUUUGAAGUAGACGAUAACACAAAAUGAACACACUUCGUCACACAAUAUCCCUAGUAUCGCUGGGUACCUUCCAACUGGUCCGCCGUACAAAAGGCCAGCAUGUUCGGGGCUUUCUUCUCGGCACCGGGCUAGGUUUGGCCAGCUUUUCGGCGGUCACGUACGCACAUUCUGCGGAGGCGGUCAACCCGAAGGUCAAGGGGGUGCAGCUGGAUACCUCACGGUUUAUGGCAGAGCCCAUUACGGACUCCAAGGCGCUGCUGGAGGACAAGGAUAACAUGCGACACCGUAUGGAGAUACUGAUCAUGGAGAUCCAGGCACAGUUCUGCCGAGCCCUGGAGGCGGAGGAGAAUUGCGGUCAGAAAUUUAAGGUGGACCGUUGGGAGCGGGCCGAGGGCGGAGGCGGGAUCACGUGCGUCCUACAGGAUGGUGAUGUUUUCGAAAAGGCUGGCGUUAAUAUAUCCGUUGUCACCGGUUCCCUACCUCCAGCUGCAGUUCAGCAAAUGCGGGCUCGUGGAAAGAACCUGAAAGAGGGCGCUGCCCUGCCAUUCUUCGCCAGUGGCGUUAGUGCCGUCAUCCACCCUAGGAAUCCACAUGUACCCACUAUCCACUUUAACUAUCGCUACUUCGAGGUGGAGACGGCCAAGGGAGAGAAACAGUGGUGGUUUGGUGGUGGUACGGAUCUGACACCAUAUUACCUCUGCGAGAAAGACGCGUGCCACUUCCACCAGACUCUGAAGUCCGCCUGCGACGAGCACGAUGCCAGCUAUUAUCCGCGUUUUAAGAAAUGGUGUGACGACUACUUCCGCAUCAAGCACCGCAACGAAAGUCGCGGCAUCGGCGGUAUCUUCUUCGACGACAUUGAUUCGCCCAAUCAGGAUGCUGCCUUUAACUUCGUGUCCAGUUGUGCCCGUGCAGUAAUCCCCUCCUACAUGCCGCUGGUCAAGAAACACAAGAACCGGGAGUAUGGAAACAACGAGCGCCAGUGGCAACUCUUGCGCCGCGGACGCUACGUAGAGUUCAACCUAAUCUACGAUCGCGGCACCAAGUUCGGGCUAUACACGCCAGGAGCACGAUACGAGAGCAUUCUGAUGUCACUGCCCCUGCACGCCCGAUGGGAGUACAUGCACGAGCCCAAUUCCAAAUCCGAAGAAGGCAAGCUUAUGAAGGUCCUGAAGAACCCCAAGGAAUGGGUCUAAGCCGGGGUUUGUUUUUAUUUAUUCUUAAGUGGGAAUUGGUGCCUUUCACACUCUUUUUAAAACUCCAUGUGUAAAUAUUUUAAUCGUUGUUGCAAAUAAACAUGACAAAAUGUUAAGUUUCAUUAA